CCCUCGGGACAGGGGAGGCGGGGCCGCCGGGGGACCUGCUGCUGGAAGAGCAGCGGCCCUCGCCGGGGCCAUGGCGAAGCUGCUGAGCUGCGUCCUGGGCCCCCGGCUCUACAAAAUCUACCGGGAGCGGGACUCGGACAGGGCCCCGUCCAGCGGCCCCGGAUUCAUACUAUCAGCCCCGAGCUCUGGAGAAACAUGCUGACAGCAUCCUGGCACUGGCUUCAGUCUUCUGGUCCAUCUCCUAUUACUCCUCUCCCUUCGCCUUCUUCUACUUGUACAGGAAAGGUUACUUGAGCUUGUCCAAAGUGGUGCCGUUUUCUCAUUAUGCGGGGACAUUGCUGCUUCUGCUGGCAGGUGUAGCCUGCCUCCGAGGCAUUGGCCGUUGGACCAACCCCCAGUACCGGCAGUUCAUCACCAUCUUAGAAGCAUCGCAUCGGAACCAGUCUGCAGAGAACAAGAGACAGCUCUCCCACUACAACUUCGACUUCCGCAGCUGGCCAGUCGACUUCCACUGGGAAGAACCCAGCAGCCGGAAGGAGUCCCGAGGGGGCCCUUCCCGCCGGGGCGUGGCCCUGCUCCGCCCAGAGCCCCUGCACCGGGGGACAGCAGACACCCUGCUCAACCGGGUUAAGAAGCUGCCUUGUCAGAUCACCAGCUACCUGGUGGCACACACGCUGGGGCGCCGGAUGCUGUACCCCGGCUCCGUGUACUUGCUCCAGAAGGCCCUCAUGCCUGUGCUGCUGCAGGGUCAGGCCAGGCUGGUGGAAGAGUGUAACGGGCGCCGGGCAAAACUACUCGCCUGUGAUGGCAACGAGAUUGACACCAUGUUCGUGGACCGGCGGGGGACAGCUGAGCCCCAGGGACAGAAACUGGUGAUUUGUUGUGAGGGGAACGCAGGCUUCUAUGAGGUGGGCUGCGUCUCCACACCACUGGAAGCUGGCUACUCAGUCCUGGGCUGGAAUCAUCCAGGCUUUGCUGGAAGCACGGGCGUCCCGUUCCCACAGAACGAGGCCAAUGCCAUGGACGUGGUGGUCCAGUUUGCCAUCCACCGCCUGGGCUUCCAGCCCCAGGACAUCGUCGUCUACGCCUGGUCCAUUGGCGGCUUCACUGCCACGUGGGCAGCCAUGUCCUACCCAGACGUUAGUGCUGUGAUCCUGGACGCCUCCUUCGAUGACCUGGUGCCCUUGGCUUUGAAGGUCAUGCCGGACAGCUGGAGGGGCCUGGUGACCAGGACUGUGAGGCAGCACCUCAAUCUAAACAAUGCGGAGCAGCUGUGCAGGUACCAGGGCCCCGUGCUGCUGAUCCGGAGAACCAAGGACGAGAUCAUCACCACCACGGUUCCCGAGGACAUCAUGUCCAACCGAGGCAAUGACCUCCUCCUGAAGCUUCUGCAGCAUCGGUAUCCCCGUGUGAUGGCCGACGAAGGUCUUCAGGUGGUAAGGCAGUGGUUGGAGGCCUCUUCACAGGUGGAGGAAGCCUCGAUUUACAGCCGAUGGGAAGUGGAGGAGGACUGGUGUCUGUCUGUCCUCCGCUCCUACCAGGCAGAACACGGGCCUGACUUCCCCUGGAGCGUAGGGGAGGACAUGAGCGCGGACGGACGGCGGCAGCUGGCUUUGUUUCUGGCGCGAAAGCAUCUGCACAACUUCGAGGCCACACACUGCACCCCGCUCCCGGCCCAGAACUUCCAGAUGCCCUGGCACCUCUAGGGACCAUGCUGAGACUCACUCUAGAAGAAUGAGCCAUGAGGAGCCAUGAGAAAGGAGCCACUUAUUUGUGAUUCUGUGUUCAUGUUGCUGUUUAUAGUUCGUGGAAGUGGGGGACCAUCCCCCUUCUCACCUUGCACGUUUCCUGUCAUCCUGCCCUUCUUCAACGCACACCCUGCAUAAUAAAUGGAUUAUUCCUAAUAAUUAAUAAAAAGGUAUUUUUUCUACUA
This is a messenger RNA of Tupaia belangeri chinensis (Chinese tree shrew), 1933 nucleotides long. It is a transcript of the gene ABHD16A, whose product is annotated as abhydrolase domain containing 16A, phospholipase. Gene Ontology annotation, molecular function: monoacylglycerol lipase activity; glycerophospholipase activity. Gene Ontology annotation, cellular component: endomembrane system. Gene Ontology annotation, biological process: phosphatidylserine catabolic process; monoacylglycerol catabolic process. NCBI's taxonomy places the organism in Eukaryota, Metazoa, Chordata, Mammalia, Scandentia, Tupaiidae. The record is from RefSeq and is a predicted model, not a curated record.